AUGGUGCCAAAACGUCUGCCCGCAAGCCGCACCGGAAGCGGAAAUCAAUUUAGACGAUCGACAAUGGGCGGCACGUCGCGGAGCAAGUCGCCCUCGCCAAAGAAGAAGAGCACCGACCUCGAGAAGCAGAGCUGGUACCACGGGAUGCGGCCCCGGAAGGAGUGCGAGGCGCUGCUGAACGAGAAGGGCGAUUGGCUGGUGCGGGCCACCGACAACGACAACGAGGGCCGGCUAUCGGUAGUGCUCACCGUGCUCGACCAGAAGCGUGUGGCCAAGCACCUGAUCAUCACUAAAAACGAGAAGAACCGCUUUAUCCUGUCCGCCCUCAAGGAAAAGGACCGGGUGCAGUUCGACACGGUGGCCGAGCUGAUCGCCUAUUAUCAGAAAAAGGGCGGCAUCGGCGCGAUCAAAAUGGGCAGCCCGAAAAACCGGCCGACGUGGAUGAUCAAGCACGAGCAGGUGACCUUCGAUGAGAACAAGGACAAGCUCGGCAGCGGCAAUUACUGCGUCGUCUACAAGGGCAUUUACAAGGAGGAGCAGCGGGUGACAAAUGUCGCUGUGAAGGUUUGCCUGCAACUGGACGAGGAGCGCAAGCCGGACCAGAUCACGGCGGAGCGGCAGAGCAUGCUGCGCGAGGCCGAACUGCUCGCCAGCUACGCGCACGAAAAUGUCAUCCAGCUCUACGGUGUCGCCGCCGACCAUCCGCCAGUGCAGAUCGUGCUGGAGUACUGCCCGGGCGGCAGUCUCGACAAGCAUCUCCAGGAAUAUCGCGACAAGAUUGAGACCGCGGAGCGGCUCCUCUACAUGAAAGACGCUGCCCGAGGCAUGAGCUACCUGCACGAGAAGGGCUGCAUCCAUCGCGACAUCGCUUCGAGGAACUGCCUGAUCGCCGAGUCGGGCCUGAUCAAAAUCGCCGACUUCGGGCUGUCGAAACUGAUCGCCAAGACGGAGAAGGAGGCGGAUCCGGAGACCGGCAUGGGAUUUCCGGUUCGUUGGAUGGCCCCGGAGAGUCUGCAGAAGAAGCGCGAAUACUCGACGAAAUCGGACGUCUGGAGCUACGGGGUGAUGGUCUACGAGACGUUCAACAACGGCAACAAGCCGUGGCCCGACUGGGAGACGAAGAAAAUCGCCACGCACAUCCGGAAGGGCCGGAUGCCCGAGCUCCCCGACACGAUCCCCAGCGAGUUGCGCGACUAUCUGAAGACGAAAAUCUGGAACGUGGACCCGGAGAAGCGCGUCGACAUGGACGCGGUGUGCAAGAAGGUCGAGGAGGCGAGCAGGGUCGUCGGCCGCCCGCUGCGCCCCGUCAUCAAGCGCCAGACGAAGGGCGGCAGCAAGGACAAGGGCACCCGGAACCAGGAGAGCACCAGCUCUGUGGCUGUACGACUAAGCGCAACCCGUCGUCACCUUCUUACAUCUACUUUAAAGGAAGCCCAGCGACUUCUCCUCGCUCGUGCCCUCGCCCAGAAGCUGCCCGCCCGUCAAUUUUAUGCUAAACGUCUUCGAUCUACAAACAAACAUUCGUGCCCCCUCCAGUUUGCUGAUGUUUUCUACGCGGCGCCGUGCAACGUUUCGCUGACGCCGGCGUGUAUGAAAUAUUGCGUACAGGAAGCGGGAUGUGAUGCGUAUAGCGAUGGAGGAAAUCAAGCUUGUGUGUUUGAUCCUCCAGAUCAAUCGAUAAAUGGUGUAAAAUCGGCCAUUAACAAAACUUGCACUCCGUAUGAAGUGAAUUAUCAAUAUGUGGUGUCGAAUGAAGGAGAUGGUACAACACCGUCGUCAUAUCUCAACCUAUUCCUGGGCGUUCAUUGCCCGGCCAUCGGUUGCUGGGCUAUGCAGACCCAAGAAGCGAUGAGUUUUGCGCAGAAAGUGCUACAGGGCUCCGGGCUCGGUGAUAGCCCGUUUUUCACCGGAAUCACCUACAACAUCACGAGUCGGGCUUUUGCAAAUGGCUGUGCGGCUACGGCUUCCUAUCAAGAUUUUCUUGGCGACGUUGCUUCGGCAGUAACCGGGCCUGAUUGGGAGUUGUAUUGUCAUUAUAUAACCGGCACUACGAGCCAAUUUACGAAUUGUCAGGAGGUCGAGUUUGCUUCCAGCGGGCCCGUGAAUUUGUUCGGGAAGAUAUACCAACCUCCCGGAAUGGCGAAUUUCCUGCGAGCCCUCCUAUUUUUCUGCACAUCGGCCGUUUUUGCCGCCCAGGAGCAUCCGCGAGCCAUUCGAAGCGCCACGAUUUUGGUAGACGAUACCUCGAACGUAAUCAAGGGCAGCCGCGGCUCUUCCGGUCGUCAGGUGACCCACGUGGCCAGCCGAAAUAACAUCAAAAACGCCAAGGAUUUCCAGAUGGCA
Mesorhabditis spiculigera is the source of this 2343-nucleotide messenger RNA. The record is from the annotation of a GenBank genome assembly. Lineage: Eukaryota; Metazoa; Nematoda; Chromadorea; Rhabditida; Rhabditidae.